Messenger RNA from Amphimedon queenslandica, 1818 nucleotides. Its product is annotated as nostrin-like. The record is from RefSeq and is a predicted model, not a curated record. Gene Ontology annotation, molecular function: protein binding. Bases 120 to 1724 code for a protein of 534 amino acids. The transcript has 16 exons. Lineage: Eukaryota; Metazoa; Porifera; Demospongiae; Haplosclerida; Niphatidae. Gene Ontology annotation, cellular component: cytoplasm; plasma membrane.
CACAUACCGGCACAAAGCGACUCUCUGCUUCAAUUCAAUCUCUGCGUUCCAAUCCUAUUCGAAAAGAUUGUACUAAUUUCUAGCAACGCCUGACUAAAAGGCUCAAAUAGUAGAUCAGCAUGGCUAACAUGUUCGAGGAUAAUUUCUGGGCAGAGAAUGGCUUUGAGGAGCUGAGGAGACUAAUGAAGCAAGGAAGUGACUUUGUCAAAGAAAUCAUGGCUGUUGUCCAAGAGAGGUCUGAGAUAGAAAAGCAAUAUUCUUCAAAGCUUGUCCAGCUGACAAAGAAAAUUAGACGUGCCAAUGGACUAUCCAUGGGGUCGCACAAUGAGGCAUGGCAGAAGUUAGGGGAUUCCAUUGAGAAUGAAGCUGAUGUUCACAAGAAUCUUGCCCAAGACCUAAUGUCAGAGUGUCACGUUCCUUUGAAGACAUUUCUGGAGGAGAAAAUCAGACAAAGAAAACCUCUGGAAAGUGCUGUUGAGAAGCAUAAGAAAGCACAUUUAGAUAAAUUCUCUGAGCAAUUAAAAUUAAAAAGAACGGCCCAUACUAAAUGUAGAGAGCUUGAACAAACUCUAGACAACCUUGAAGCCAUCAAAAAUAGGCGAGGAUCUGUCGUUAAUGAGAAAGAAAUAACCAAGGUUGAGAAAAAUGCUAGAAAAGCAGAAGAUUCUCUUGUAAAAGCAGAUCGUGAAUACAAGGACUCUAAUGUAAGAACGGAGGAGGCCAGACUGAACUGGGAGUCAGCGAUGUAUCGCUGCUGCAGGUACCUUGAGAACCUGGAGAGAGUGAGGCUAGAGGAAGUGUCCAGUGUACUAUCAAAAUACACACAAAUACUAUUAACUGUUGUCUCGCCAUUACAAGAGUCUUGUGAUGAGCUUUCGGAAAUGGCUCAGCAGAUUUCUCCGGACAGAGAUAUUGAAGGAAUGUGUCAGAAUUUUGGGACCGGGCCCAACCUGCCUGAGCAACUCCUACUGGAUACUUUUGAAGAGGAGAUGGGAAAUCAUAUGAAUGGGGAUAGGAGACAGAGUAAUUUAGAUAAGAAGAUACAAGAGCUAGAGCAGGACAUUGAUAGGAAGUCUAAGGAGAAGAAAGGUGUAAUGUCUUUGUCAGCUGCCUAUGAAAAGACUCCUGAUUUUGUUGAUGAGCAGGGAGCAGCUGACGUGAACCGCCAACUCAUUGAAGCCAAUGCUCUGAUUAACAUGCUAAAGGCAAACCAUUUUAAACUAUUAACCGUUAGAUCAGAGCUGGCUGGUCUCCCAGCCCCUGCUUCGCCUUAUACCGAGUAUAUACAAGUUAGGAAAGACAGACAAAAUCAGUCUAUGAGUAUAUUAUCAGUUCCAAUAGAUCAAGUCUCAAUACUUGAAGAACAAACAAUUGCUUCUUGGACUCCGCCCAGUCCAUCAAUAAGUCACACUUAUUCCAGUGUGAAGAAGAGAGAUUCAUUUUCACCACCUCAGGCUCAGCAGCAAGACCAACCCUCUGAAUAUGAAGAAUUUGACGACGGGAAUAACGAACCUCAGCAAAAUGAAGAUGAAUAUCCUGCCUAUAUUUGUCGCUGUGAAGCUCAGUAUGACUACGAAGGACAGCAAGCGGAUGAGCUCUCCAUUCAGCCUGGUGACAUCAUAUAUGUCACUGAAAAGAUUGAUGAUGAUUGGUGGCAGGGGAAUCUCAAUGGGACUGUAGGGAUAUUCCCUGCCAACUAUGUAGAUGUAGUAGAAAAUUAUUAAUUUGACUAUCAUAUAUUUGAUUUAGUGUGUUUUGAUUUAAUUUGUGCUGUCCCAGUAUUGGCAUUAUUAUACAUUUUAGAUAUUAUUUUUUAGA